Messenger RNA from Huiozyma naganishii CBS 8797, 735 nucleotides. It is a transcript of the gene MEI5, whose product is annotated as Mei5p. NCBI's taxonomy places the organism in Eukaryota, Fungi, Ascomycota, Saccharomycetes, Saccharomycetales, Saccharomycetaceae. The transcript has a single exon. The coding region runs from base 1 to 735 and encodes 244 amino acids. The record is from RefSeq and is a predicted model, not a curated record.
AUGGACGAGACUACUUUGAUUGGGGACAGCUCCCCCGUUGCUGGGAAGGGUGCCAGUGCUGCAGUAGCUAAAGUGAGGACACCGUUUCGGAGUCCACUUGCGAGGAGGAAAGGUGCUGGAUCAAGUGAUGCCGUUGGGAGGGUCUCCAAGAGGGUCCCCCCGCCGGAUGGGUCCAGUAUAGAGAGCGCUGUGUUGUACAAGGAGGUAGGAAAGCUGGUCGCUGAGUUGGACAGACAAACGGCUGCGUACUCACGGAAGACGAAGGAGUUGCAAGACGCGAUCAAAGUCAUGGAGAGUCCCGAGGUGGAGGCUGAGACGCGAGCGCUGAUUGAUAAAUGGAGGGCUAUCGCCCAGGGUGCUGUGUCGUAUCUGCUGAACAGCGUGCUGGGCAAGAUCGACAGGCUGGGUGGAUACGAGGAGUUUAGGCGGAAAGAACUUGAGAGGGAGAAGCGGCAGCUGGAGUACCGGCUGGACAACGGGUUCGAGGACGAGAUGGAGAGCGUGCUCGAGUCAGAGGAGUUUAACGGGCUCCCCGAGGACCUCAAAGAAGAGUACAGGGAGACACUGGACGGCAAGAAGAGCGAGUUCGAGCAGUAUAAAACGAAACAGUUUGCUCAAUUGGACGCACAGCUCGACCAAGUGUCUAAGUCCUCGCAGCAAAUGGACAUGAGAGAGAUGUGCAAGAGGUUGAAUGUGGACUAUUCGCUGGUCUUCGAUGCCCCGGCCGAGCAGUAG